Molecule: messenger RNA, 3181 nt
Organism: Phasianus colchicus (ring-necked pheasant)
Lineage: Eukaryota; Metazoa; Chordata; Aves; Galliformes; Phasianidae
Gene: JMY
Product: junction mediating and regulatory protein, p53 cofactor
Biological process (GO): 'de novo' actin filament nucleation; positive regulation of apoptotic process; Arp2/3 complex-mediated actin nucleation
Cellular component (GO): nucleus; cytoplasm
Molecular function (GO): Arp2/3 complex binding; transcription coactivator activity; actin binding
Source: RefSeq, a predicted model, not a curated record
CGGGCUGCCGGCCGGCCGGCGAGCGGGGGCGGCCGACGGGACGGAGCGGAGCGGAGCGGGGGGAGGCGGCCGCGCAGCGCCAUGUCCGCCUUCGCGCUGGAGGAGACGCUGGAGGCCGACUGGGUGGCCGUGAGGCCUCACGCCUUCCAGGAGCGGGAGAAGCACAAGUUUGUCUUCAUCGUGGCCUGGAAUGAGAUCGAGGGCAAGUUCGCCAUCACCUGCCACAACCGUACGGCGCAGCGCCAGCGCAGCGGCUCCCGCGAGGCCCGCGCCGCCCCCAAGGCCUCCAGCCCCGCGGCGCGCAGGGGCGCCGAGCCCGCCGUGCCGCCCCGCGCCGAACGGGCCGAAGCGCUGCCCGGCAGCCCGCUGCGCGCCCCCAGGGGCGGCCCGGCGCGCAGGCCGGCGCGGGGCGCGGAGGCGGCCGCCGAGGAGAUGGAAGUGCUGGAGCUGGGCAGGGAGGAGGUGGCCGAGGCGGGCGCUCCCGACGCGGAGCCCGCGGGGGAGGAGUGCAGCUGGGCCGGGCUGUUCUCCUUCCAGGACCUGCGCGCCGUGCACCAGCAGCUGUGCUCGGUGAACUCGGAGCUGGAGCCCUACCUGCCCGCCUUCCCCGAGGAGCCCUCGGGCAUGUGGACCGUGCUGUUCGGGGCGCCGGAGCUGUCGGAGCAGGAGAUGGACGCGCUGUGCUACCGGCUGCAGGUCUACCUGGUGCACAGCCUGGACACCUGCGGCUGGAAGAUCCUCUCGCAGGUGCUCUUCACCGAGACCGACGACCCCGAGGAGUACUAUGAGAGCCUGAGCGAGCUGCGGCAGAAGGGCUACGAGGAGGUGCUGCAGCGGGCCCGCCGGCGGAUCCAGGAGCUAUUGGAAAAACACAAAAACACAGAAAGCAUGGUAGAACUGCUUGAACUGUAUCAGAUGGAGGAUGAGGCCUACAGCAGUCUUGCAGAAGCUACCACAGAGCUCUACCAGUACCUACUACAACCAUUCCGAGAUAUGAGAGAACUUGCAAUGCUUAGAAGACAACAGAUAAAGAUCUCAAUAGAGAAUGACUACCUAGGUCCCAGAAGAAUUGAGAGUCUGCAGAAAGAAGAUGCUGAUUGGCAGAGGAAAGCCCACAUGGCUGUACUUUCUAUUCAAGAUCUUACAGUUAAAUACUUUGAAAUAACAGCUAAAGCACAGAAAGCUGUGUAUGACCGAAUGCGAGCAGAUCAGAAAAAAUUUGGUAAGGCAGCAUGGGCAGCAGCAGUGGAACGUAUGGAAAAGCUUCAGUAUGCAGUUUCUAAGGAGACUCUGCAGUUGAUGCGUGCUAAAGAAAUCUGUUUGGAGCAGAAGAAACAUGCACUGAAAGAGGAGAUGCAAAGUCUGAAGGGUGGUACAGAAGCCAUAGCCCACUUGGAUCAGUUAGAAGCUGAUUAUUAUGAUCUGCAGCUUCAGUUAUAUGAAGUGCAGUUUGAGAUCUUGAAAUAUGAAGAGCUGCUGCUGACAGCACAACUUGAAAGCAUCAGAAGACUGAUAUCAGAGAAGAGAGAUGAAGUGGUAUAUUAUGACACUUACGAAAGUAUGGAAGCAAUGCUUGAAAAAGAGGAUCCAGCAACAUCUGUACACUUGCAAAAAGAGGAGCUGCAAAAGUUGCAGCAGAAAAUCCGCCAGCUGGAAGCAAGGCGUGGACGUAUUUCAGCCAAGAAAGCCUACCUCAGAAAUAAAAAGGAGAUUUGUAUUGCAAAGCAUAAUGAAAAGAUCCAGCAGCGUCACCAGAGUGAAGAGGAGUACAAAAUGCACCACAAUGUUCAGCUAAAGCGAGAUCAGCUACAAGAUGAAGAGGAAAGAAAGAGCUCCUGGGUUAGUCAGGAACGACAGAAAACACUGGACAGACUUCGCACAUUUAAACAGCGGUACCCUGGCCAAGUAAUACUUAAAUCAACCAGACUACGACUGGCUCAUGCAAGAAGAAAAUGUGCAGCCAGCUCAGCGCCCUCUGUAGAUCAGCCUCAAUCUUUGCCAGCAACCAUACAAAUCCAAGAGAAAAGUGAAGAGGUGGAAUUGGAAAAUGCAGUUCAGCCUUUGCAAGUGCAGGAAUCCACGAGCUUAGAACAACUUCAGGAUAUCUCGUUACCUCCUAGCAGUGUUACAUCUGAACUGCCUCAAGUUAGUCCUCCUCCAUUCAUCAAUACUGAGCUACAAACAGAGACUGUUAGUGUAGUACCACUUCCACCCCCUUUGCCUCCACCACCUCUGCCUCCACCUCCACCUCUGCCCUCCAAGGAAGAUACCACCAAAUCCUUGGAGAAAAGCGGCAGCUUUGUGAAACGUCAGAGUGAAGAGAAGGGAGUCCAGCACUCUUCCAGUGUCCCAACAGCAUAUCUGUUUGACAGCAGUCAACUAGUCAGUGCCAAGAAGAAGCUUAAGAAGACAGGUGAUCUAGAGGGUUUACAGAGAAGGAGAGUGAGUUCCCCGAUGGAUGAAGUGCUGGCUUCUUUGAAGCGUGGGAGCUUUCACUUAAGAAAAGUGGAGCAGAGGAGUCUCCCUCCUUUUCCUGAUGAAGAUGAUAGCAAUAACAUCUUGGCGCAGAUCAGGAAAGGGGUGAAACUGAAGAAAGUGCAGAAAGAUGUGCUGAGAGAAUCCUUUACAAUUCUGCCCGAUACUGACCCUCUGACAAGGAGCAUCCAUGAAGCGUUACGACGAAUUAAAGAAGCAUCACCUGAGUCAGAGGAUGAAGAGGAGAGUUUGCCUUGCACAGACUGGGAAAAUUAACCUGUGAUAUACAGCCCCUGAAGUGAGAAAAGAAACCCCAGUUGAAGACCACUAUUCCUCUUCAUUUUGAAAAUUCAGAGCCAGCAGUUUUGACCAUCAGUUCCACAGGAGGCUUUCUUUCACAAAGAAAUAGUCUUUCUUUGGGCAAAUGAUUCAGCAUCUGGAAAAAAAAUGGCUUGAAAUGUAGAUUUUUCAGGUCACUUUUUUCAUUAAUUGUUCUAAGAAUUUUGGUUUGAGUAGAAAGCUAAGUUGUUUUGACAUGCAUUUUAUAUAAUCAAGAAUGCCUGACUCUUCAGCACUUUUCAUAUUUGUGUUAGUAGUGUGUGGCCAGUUAAGUGGAGAGAGCAUUUUGAGCUGGAGAAUACUUGCUGUAAAAGGAACUAGUGAUCUGGCUGAAACAACAAAACAGGUAUAAAAUCUACCCUUCACA